Messenger RNA from Oppia nitens, 1436 nucleotides. RefSeq names its product lysosomal protective protein-like. Gene Ontology annotation, biological process: proteolysis. The record is from RefSeq and is a predicted model, not a curated record. Lineage: Eukaryota; Metazoa; Arthropoda; Arachnida; Sarcoptiformes; Oppiidae. The transcript has 4 exons. Bases 48 to 1430 code for a protein of 460 amino acids. Gene Ontology annotation, molecular function: serine-type carboxypeptidase activity.
GCUUUAAAUAUUGACAAUGAUUUAGUCAAAAAYUGAUUACAACAAUAAUGAAAGUGUUAUAUGUAUUGUCUCUAAUUUAUUUAAAGUCAUUGYUGGCGAUUGCGGCCAAUGACGAUGAAAUUAAAUCCUUACCCGGMCUACCGGAGCCAACAAAAUUCAAACAAUAUUCGGGUUAUUUAAAUGCAUCGAAAGGCAGACAUCAUUUCUAUUGGUUUGUCGAGAGUGAAAAAGAUGCGGCAAAUGCACCGGUAGUUUUAUGGUUGACUGGCGGUCCCGGAUGUAGUUCUCUGUUUGCUAUGUUUACCGAAAACGGUCCGUUUCGGGUGAACUCAGAUGGAAAGACAUUACAGAAACACGACUUUGCCUGGAAUUCAGUGGCAAACAUACUAUGGAUGGAAUCACCUGCCGGUACGGGAUUUAGCUAUGAAGACAAUGUGGCCGAACCUCAUAAUAAUGACGAGACUACAGCUCUUAAUAACUAUUUAGCUCUCGAAAGCUUUUUUCUAAAAUAUCCGCAUUUGAAGAAAAACCAGUUUUAUAUAACCGGCGAAAGUUAUGCCGGAGUUUACAUUCCGAUGUUAGCCAAACAAAUCUAUGAACACAAUUCAACAAUUAAUUUAAAAGGGUUGGCUAUUGGUAACGGUUAUAUACACGAGGAUAAGUUUGACAACUUUGGACAAUCCCGUUAUGACUUUGCUUUAGGUCAUGGCUUACUYACAACAGAUACGUACGAAAAACUAACUGAAAAUUGUUGUGAAUGUAAAGCUGGUGUUAUUGAACAUCAGUGCGAUUUUAGUCAACCCGCAAAUCAUAGCAAAUGUGCUUCAGUACGACAAUCAAGUGUGAGUACACCCAAUCCAUAUAAUAUCUAUGAUAACUGUGCGCCAGAUCUCAGUUAUCAGCAGCUGUUCAAUAAAUAUUAUAAACAAGCUUACGAUAGGAUAGGUUUUAAGGUUGACUUUAAUAAUAAUGAUAACAAAGCCAAUUGCUAUCAUUACGGACACUCACUAUAUCUGAACACUGAAUCUGUGCGAAAGGCAAUACAUGUGCGAGAAAACAGUCGUCGAUGGGAAGGUUGUGGUGGUCCUUAUGAAAGGGUACACACGGCCACACAGGAACAAAACACAUUGGAUCUGAUCAACAAAUAUAAGAUCGGAAAGUUUAUUAUAUAUAACGGUGACUUCGAUACUGUCUGCGACUUUAUUGGUGACCAACGAUUUGCCGACAAAUUGGGUUUUACUCAAACAGAAAAAUAUCGUCGAUGGACUGUUGAUGGACAGCCUGAUGGAGUGAUCGGUGGUUUUGUACAGCACUACGAAAAAGGAUUCAGUUUUGUGUUAGUCAGGGGUGCCGGACAUAUGGUGCCAUACGAUCAACCGGAAGCUGGACUUCAAUUAUUGAAAUCAUUGAUUGGAAAUACAAAACUUUAAUACUGU